Anguilla rostrata (American eel) is the source of this 2946-nucleotide messenger RNA. It is a transcript of the gene rnf141, whose product is annotated as ring finger protein 141. The coding region runs from base 243 to 935 and encodes 230 amino acids. The transcript has 6 exons. NCBI's taxonomy places the organism in Eukaryota, Metazoa, Chordata, Actinopteri, Anguilliformes, Anguillidae. The record is from RefSeq and is a predicted model, not a curated record. Gene Ontology annotation, biological process: protein autoubiquitination. Gene Ontology annotation, molecular function: ubiquitin-protein transferase activity.
UAUCAGCUGUUUGAAACGUCAUCUAGCAGCGACAACUUCUAAUAUACGUAACUAGUGUGUGUUUUGGAAGCAACGUAUCUACAUUUAUUACUCUUAUCCAAGCACUAUUAAUCCGCCUUCUAAAAUGUGGAACGCCGAAAUAGCGAUACAGUUAAAUAUUUAGUAAUGGCACGUAUAACCGUGGUUCCUGAGCUGAAUUUUAUCGGCCCUUCCCCGAGUGAAUCCGUCUGAGUGGACAAACAAUGGGUCAACAAUUCUCCAGUCAAACGCAAACUGUCAUUAACCGACUGCCUGAGAAAGUGGUGAAGCAUGCGGGGCUUGUGCGCGAGAGCGGCUACCUCACCUACGAUGAGUUCUUGGGAAGGGUAGCAGAACUGAACGAUGUAACUGCAAAACUAGCUUCUGGACAGCAGAAGCAUCUGCUUUUUGAAGUCCAGCCUGGAUCUGAUUCUUCUGCGCUUUGGAAAGUUGCUGUGAGAGUAGUUUGUACUAAGAUAAACAAAGAGGAUGGCAUGGUGGAAGCCUCACGCAUCAUGAAUCUCUACCAGUUCAUCCAGCUGUACAAGGACAUCACCACUCAGGCGGCUGAGGUGCUAGCAGCAGAGGCUGCCACCGAGGGGCCUUCAGGAGAGCUGUCCUCCGUGGCCUCCUGCCAGGCCAGCAUGUGGAUGGGCAGGGUGAAGCAGCUGACAGACGAGGAGGAGUGCUGUAUCUGUAUGGAUGGGAAGGCCGACCUCAUCCUGCCCUGCGCUCACAGCUUCUGUCAGAAAUGCAUCGACAAAUGGAGCGAUCGCUGCCGCAAUUGCCCCAUCUGCCGCCUGCAGGUCACCGCGGCCAACGAGUCCUGGGUGAUGUCCGAUGCCCCCACGGAGGACGACAUGGCGAGCUACAUCCUCAAUCUGGCUGAUGAGGCGGGCCACCCACACAGACCAUGACCGUCACUCAUAGGCCUCAAAGCAUUUACUGUUUCAAAUGCUAAAGGGGCAUCAUCCCUGCAGCAAGCAUCCCUUGUGUUUCCGUGGCAAUACGUUUUGAUGGAGUUAUUUUUAAGGAGCAAAACCACUUUUUUUUUACUGAUUAAACCAUUUGGCUCACAUAAGGAAAUGUCACUGCAAUGAAGGAAAUCAGUCUAUAAUUAUAAAGUAUAUCCUAGUAUUUAUUAAUGAAAAUGUGAUUUUGAUUUGAACAUUUUUGUUUGAAAUGUCACGUAUAUGAAAUGUCACACGCUAUUUCAGAACUGUAAUAUAUUAAGCAGCUUUGCCGGUUACAGAUUUUAACGACUUAAUACACUGAUUUAUAACAAGUGACCAAAUUGCUCAAUUUGCUGUAGAGAAGACAGCUUGUCUUUUUGAUUUGUAACUGUGAUGCUCCCUAGGAGUCAGAGCACUACUGGAAGACUCCUGAUUUGGAGUACUCCUUUAUAAUUAUUCUACUGUAUUACAUAGGCUGCUCAAACUGUCUUUGUUUUAUGACUUUGCACUACAUUGAAUAUUAAUGGUAUUUCAGAUGUGAAAUGGACAGGUUCUCUUUAUGAUUUCUGAGCUGACCUUUUGCUUUUAUUCGUUGUCCAGAAAAAGAAUAUAGGAUCAGACUUAAGAUACAAUUAUUUCAAAGUGGAGGGGUAAAAAUGUCCACACGACAGUAAUCCUGCACGUGUGUAAAAGUGUGUGCGCUUGGAUGCGAGUGAAACUUCCGCUGUGGUGCUUUCAAAGGCUUGUUGAAUCAUGUUCAGCUUCAGCCUUGAUCUGGGGAAGUUCCAGUGACUGAAACCUGAGCUGAUUAAAUGGGAUUUGCAAAUACCAGAGGUGCAUGGAAGCUUUAUUUAAAUUUAUUUUUUAAAAACAUCUUUUUAAAAAAAUGAAAAAUAAAAAAAAGACUUUGAAGGCUCGCUGUUGUAAAUACACUCCUGAUACACGACUGGUCUGGAGAAAUGGGGCGUCUGUCCAAGUCCACUGAAAUCGAUUUGAUGCAGUGUAAUGCCGGUUCGUCUGAAGGAAUGCUGCUCUCGCAUGUGAUCCUUGCUUUCACUGCGGGAUUCUGCAGUAGAUGAGGACUGUCAGCCUUUCCACGCAUUUUCAGAAUCCACAUGGUCUUUCAUUUUAUUCAAGACACUUCGUUAAACUGAGAAUUUAAGUAGUUAUUGGUUAUUGGCUAUUUUAAAAUCAUUUUUGGCUGUUGAAAUUAACAGGGUGACAGUCGAUGGAUAAAUUUACACAUGGUUUUCAUAUUGUUCAAAUUAAUAUAUAAUUUAUUUUAUUUCUUGCAUGUAAAACUGUGUGCUGUGUGUUUUAAAUAGGUUACACUGAUGUUAGUUUGGUUACUUUAAAUACCUAUAUAAAAUGGCUUCACAUCAAGUUCAUUUAAACUGAUUACAUCUACUGGAUGUUGUCGCACGGAAAGUUGCCUCUUGAAUAGAAAAUGUAUAUUUGGGUAAUAUUUUGUUGUUUUUUUGAAAGGGUCUUUAAUAAUGACUGUAUUUUUUAUUUUUUUGAGAAUUUCUUAAAUAGUUCAUCCAAAGCUAAUUAACACUUACAAAUUUAAUUUGCAUCUUGUGAUUCUUUUGUGUGUGUUUCUGUUUAUAUAUGGUUUUACCAAUUUUGAUAUACCAAUAUAUUCCUGUACAUUGUGCAGCCAUGUGUAUGCAGUAUUUCUCUUCUGAAUGGAAAGCGUAACAUUUUUUUAAAAAGUAAUAAAAACACUGGACAAAAUUAUGCAUUAUAAUGUCAAUUUAGUUGAAUCGGCAGGGUAACUGAACCCUUGGUCUAAUGUGAAAAGCAGUAACAAAGACAUGAGUUUGAGUAAAAUUUUGUUCAAGCAGUUGAUGUGUAUGGCCUCUAGGGGGCACAGUUGUCAGGACAGUGAAUUUGUCAGUGUUAUCUCAGUUUGGGAGUAGACUGGUAGCAUGCAUCAUUGGGAUUGUAAACCAAUAAAGAUAAAUUAUAAAUA